Molecule: messenger RNA, 2660 nt
Organism: Frankliniella occidentalis (western flower thrips)
Lineage: Eukaryota; Metazoa; Arthropoda; Insecta; Thysanoptera; Thripidae
Product: zinc finger protein 26-like
Exons: 3
Coding region: 278-1984 (568 amino acids)
Cellular component (GO): nucleus
Molecular function (GO): protein binding
Source: RefSeq, a predicted model, not a curated record
GCAGUUGGCUGCCUGUCUGUUGUCUGUCUUUCGUCCGCUGUGGUGGUGUAAACAUCACAUUUCGCGUCACUUGUAGUCUCGUUGGAUUCGUGGAAAUUCAAGAUUUCUUGACGAUUGCGUAACAAGCGAUCAUAUCGUGUGCCAUUGCUGCAGCGAGGAGUUGUUGGAGUUGGCAUUUCCCAAGAGAGAACCGUCACGUGUCCUUGUGGUUAUUGCGGAUAACAAUUAAGCAAGAAAAAACGAGGACUGAUUCAAGUCGAGUCCACUGCCUACCAGGAUGAAUCAGCAAAGUCACACCGGAGAGAAACCAUAUGAGUGCACUGUUUGUCAGAGGACGUUCUCAAAAUCUAGCAGUCUACGGACACAUCUGCGAACCCAUACCGGAGAGAAAGCAUAUGAGUGCAAUGUUUGUCAGAGGGCGUUCUCCCAGGCUUCCAAUCUGCGGACACAUUUGCGAACCCAUACCGGAGAGAAACCAUAUGAGUGCUCCGUAUGCGACAAGAAAUUUGCUGACGCUUGCAAACUGCGGAAACAUCUGCAAAUCCAUACCGGAGUGAAACCAUUUGAGUGCACUGUAUGCAACAAGAAAUUUUCUAACUCUAGCCAUCUGCGGGCACAUCUGCGAACCCAUACCGGAGAAAAACCAUAUGAGUGCACUGUAUGCGACAAGAAAUUUUCUGACUCUGGCCAUCUACGGACACAUCUGCGAACCCAUACCGGAGAGAAACCAUAUGAGUGCAAUGUUUGUCAGAGGACGUUCUCCCAGGCUUCCAAUCUGCAGAAACAUGUGCGAACCCAUACCGGAGAGAAACCAUACGAGUGCACUGUGUGCCAGAAGUCGUUCUCCUGCGCUUACAUUCUACAGGCACAUCGGCUAACCCACACCGGAGAGAAACCAUAUGAAUGCACUGUGUGCCAGAAGUCGUUCUCCAAUGCUUCCAAUCUGCGGACACAUCUGCGAACCCAUACCGGAGAGAAACUAUAUGAGUGCUCUGUAUGCGACAAGAAAUUUUCUGACUCUGGCCCUCUGCGGGCACAUCUGCGAACCCAUACCGGAGAAAAACUAUUUGGGUGCACUGUGUGCGACAAGAAAUUUUCCAAACCUGACCAUCUGCGGACGCAUCUCCGAACCCAUACCGGAGUGAAACCAUUUAAGUGCACUGUAUGCGACAAGAAAUUUUCUGACUCUGGCCCUCUGCGGGCACAUGAGCGAACCCAUACCGGAGAAAAACCAUAUGAGUGCAAUGUCUGUCAGAGGUCGUUCUCCCAAUCUGGCGGUCUACGGACACAUCUGCGAACCCAUACCGGAGAGAAACCAUUUGAGUGCAAUGUUUGUCAGAGGACGUUCUCCCAGUCGACCACUCUAAGGAUGCAUCUGCGAACCCAUACCGGAGAGAAACCAUAUGAGUGCACUGUGUGCCAGAAGUUGUUCUCCCUCGCUUCCAAUCUGCGGAAACAUGCGCGAACCCAUACCGGCGAGAAACCAUACAAGUGCACUGUGUGCCAGAAGUUGUUCUCUCGCGCUUACUGUCUACAGGCACAUCAGCUAACCCACACCGGAGAGAAACCAUAUGAAUGCACUGUGUGCCAGAAGUCGUUCUCCCAGGCUUCCAAUCUGCGGACACAUUUGCGAACCCAUACCGGAGAGAAACCAUAUGAGUGCUCUGAAUGCGACAAGAAAUUUUCUGACGCCUGCAAACUGCGGAAACAUCUGCAAAUCCAUACCGGAGUGAAACCAUUUGAGUGCACUGUAUGCAACAAGAAAUUUUCUGACUCUGGCCAUCUACGGACACAUCUGCGAACCCAUACCGGAGAGAAACCAUAUGAGUGCACUGUAUGCGACAAGAAAUUUUCUGACUCUGGCCCUCUGCGGGCACAUGAGCGAACCCACACCGGAGAGAAACUAUUUGGGUGCACUGUGUGCCACAAGAAAUUUUCUAAAUCUGACCAUCUGCGGACGCAUCUCCGAACCCAUACCGGAUAGAGACCACAUCAGUGCACUGUGUGCCAGAAGAAGUUCUCCCAGUCUGCCCAUGUGGGGUCACACCUUCGAACCCAUACCCCGUAGCGGAAUCAUUUUAGUGCAUGAAAAUGCCACAAGAAAUGUUCCUUAUCUGGUAGAUUUGCGACGCAUCUGCCAACGUUCGCAAUCCCGUACCGGAAAGGAAUUAUUUUACUUCUUUUGUGUGCCACUAGGUGUGUUGGGACGCAUCUGAGGAAGUACACCUUGUGGCUUGCGUUAUGUCUUGUAAAAAUCAUAUGAAAAAUCUAUUCUUCAAAUGCAAGUGUCGUACAAUAUCAUAGUUUAAACUGGAGUUUCGAGGAUACUUCAGUUUAAUGUGUGAUACCAUUUGAUUCUUGGAAUGCACUCAUAAGUGUGGGACACUUUGUGACCGAUAGUUCUUUGUUGUAGGACCGUGGUUGUAGGACACCAUAUGUCGGGCACGGCGGCGUGUCACACACAGAACUGUAGUUCCCACAGUAUUCUACGCUUACACGUACAGUAGCUAGACAAAUGGUAUCACAAAUAACAUUGCAGUAGCAUUAGAGUCUAUUACUAUCAUACUGUAGUAGCUUUACCAUCACGUUAAGACAUAAUUAAAAUUACUGAAAGCAUGGUAAAUUGUGUUAAACACAUUUUAUUCUCCUGAAUUGGUUUU